Molecule: messenger RNA, 1374 nt
Organism: Sphenostylis stenocarpa
Lineage: Eukaryota; Viridiplantae; Streptophyta; Magnoliopsida; Fabales; Fabaceae
Source: the annotation of a GenBank genome assembly
AUGGCAAUGACUGUGGUGUUGCUUAAUCUGAGCUUUUCUUUGGAGAUUUCCUGUCUCUCUUAUCAUGCAGAUAGAAUCGUUCGGCUUCCCGGGCAACCCAACAUAGGCUUCCGACAGUUCUCAGGAUAUGUUAUAGUGGAUGACAUCAAACACAAAGCUCUCUUCUACUAUUUUGUUGAAUCAGAAACUGAUCCAGCUUCAAAGCCUCUUGUUCUCUGGCUUAACGGAGGACCUGGUUGUUCUUCUCUUGGAGUGGGUGCAUUCUCUGAAAAUGGACCUUUUAGACCAAAUGGGGAAGUUCUGAUUAAAAAUGAGUACAGUUGGAACAGAGAGACAAAUAUGUUGUAUUUGGAGACACCAGUUGGAGUGGGGUUCUCUUAUGCUAAAGGUGGCUACUCCUACGAGACUGUGAAUGAUGACACAACAGCCAGGGACAAUCUUGUAUUCUUGCAACGCUGGUUCAACAAGUUCCCUCAAUACAGGCACAGAGAUUUGUUUCUAGCAGGUGAAAGCUAUGCAGGGCAUUAUGUUCCACAACUUGCAAAGCUCAUGAUUGAAAGAAACAAAAAGGAGAAGUUAUUCAAUCUGAAAGGCAUAGCCUUAGGUAAUCCAGUUCUAGAGUAUGCCACUGACUUAAAUUCAAGGGCCGAGUUCUUCUGGUCUCACGGAUUGAUAUCAGAUUCAACGUACAAAUUGUUCACCACAGGUUGUAAUUAUUCCCGCUAUGUCAGUGAAUACUAUAGAGACUCAAUUUCUCCGCUUUGUUCAAAGGUUUUGAGGCAAGUAAGCAGAGAAACCAGUAAGUUUGUGGACAAAUAUGAUGUCACCCUUGAUGUUUGCAUUUCAUCAGUGCUUUCACAGUCCAAAUCUAUUUGUCCUCAAGGCCAAAAAACAAAUGAGAGCAUAGAUGUAUGUGUAGAUGACAAAGUUACUAAUUACUUGAACCGAAAAGAUGUACAAGAGGCCCUCCAUGCAAAGCUUGUUGGAGUCCGAAAGUGGGAUGUCUGCAGCAACAUUUUGGACUACGAUAUGCUCAAUCUGGAGGUACCUACACUCCCUAUUGUUGGAUCACUCAUAAAAGCUGGAGUUCGGGUCUUAAUUUACAGUGGAGAUCAAGAUUCAGUAAUUCCACUGACUGGAAGCCGCACCUUGGUUCAAAAGCUGGCUAGACAACUAGGACUGAAUACAACAGUCCCCUACAGAGUAUGGUUUGAAGGCCAACAGGUUGGUGGAUGGACUCAAGUUUAUGGCAAUAUUCUCUCAUUUGCUACUGUCAGAGGUGCCUCCCAUGAAGCCCCUUUCUCACAGCCUGAAAGAUCACUUGUUUUGUUCAAGUCAUUCUUGAAAGACAGGCCUCUACCUGAAAUUUUCUGA